Molecule: messenger RNA, 991 nt
Organism: Prorocentrum cordatum
Lineage: Eukaryota; Dinophyceae; Prorocentrales; Prorocentraceae
Source: the annotation of a GenBank genome assembly
CGCCCUCCCUCUUCUCCUCGCGGAAGACGCGAAGCCUGCGCCCGUGUGGCAGUAAUUACGGGCGUUGGGCGACUGCGAAGACGAUCGAGGCGCUGACCUGAUCACACUAUCCGCGUCUUCGAUGAUGAAGACAAGCAAUCUGACUUCACCAUGCGACGUGCAAUAUCUGCGGCUCGACGGCCACUUCAACAAACUGUGCCUGAAUUCUUCUGGGGCCAAGCAUCAGAAUAGCGGAAUCGAGAAUACGGAAUCGUACUCCUCCAGCUCAGACUAAUCCCGGCUGUCGUUGGUGCCAGGAGGAGGGAGGACAACAACGAACUGCCGCAGAAUAACAGCCACGACAGGGAACACGAAGCGGCUCUGUCAGCAAACUGACUGAGAGAAGCGGACGGCUUGCACAUGCGCGUGCACGUUCGCUCCCCCAGCAUGUGAGCGCAGCGCCCGAUGAGUGCUGAGCUGGCGUCCAAACAAGAGGAGAAAGGAGGAGGAGGACCAGUGAGGAGGUGGGAGGAGGACGGGGAGGAGUCCUACGACUACCAUAGAAGCUACGCCAUAUCGUCCACCAGUGCUGCCGGGACCACCAAUGUCAAUGUCCAAACUCGCUCGGUGCGCAGGGAACUCGCGCACCCCAAAGACAGACCGGGGCAUCGCCAACGCCGGCCGUGUCUCAGCUCUAGGAAGAAAAUUCGAGAAGCGGAGGAAGCUAUGUAUGAAUGCCCUGGGCGCUGCUUGCAACGAUGGGCGCGCACGACAAGAUGCUGUGGCAAUUCUCUGACAGUCAUGCGGUCGAACCCCAACAUUAGCAUCCCAUGAGCCUAGCGAGAGCCGCGUCGCAAGGCAGACGACUGCACUUGAAACCAGCAUCGAGGCUUGGAGGCGAUCAAGGGGUCUGAGCUGGAUGGGCCCAGAGACAUUCUGUCAAGGCGGUGGGGCAUCCGCUCAAAACCGGUACCCGGCCCCCUCCCGAUGUCCAUCUGGUGCAAGCGCUCAC